UUAAUAAAAAAGCCUUUUUACCAGCAACAGAAUGCCUGGCCUAUUCGAUACAUGCACCUGGGUGCAGCUCCCCCUAGAGGCCUCAUGUGUAAGUGCCUGUGCCAGUGGAUACAGUUUGGGGCUCCGUGCUUACCUCUCCUAUCGCAACACUAGUAGUGAAACCAUGCAAGCCAUGUUUAUUUAUCUUCUGGAGGAGGGGGAAGUGGUAACGAGCUUUGAGGCAGUGACUGGCAACAGGAGGGUUCAAGCACAGAUUCAGAGUCAGAAUCGAAUGGAGGAAUGCUGCUUUAGUUGUCAGUGGGAGGCCCUGCCAUGUUACUGCCCAAGUGGUCACCUUGUAUUGGACGCAGACACGGCGCACAAUGUAUUUGUGCUUAGUGUGGGAGCUGUACAUCCCUCUUCAGUAGUGAGUGUGACUCUGCAAAGUAGCAGAGAGCUGCAAACUCUUCCAGGAGGAGCUGUGCGUGUGACCCUCAACUCCACCCUUACACCCUUGGCCCUGAAUCCAGGGGAUCCUAACGAGCAUGGGGAUGGUCUUUCUGACGACAGGUUGUGCUCAUGUCCGGCCAGUUGUUUUGGGAGUGUGAGCGGAGCAGGGGUAAAUUCCUGGGUGCUGCUUCCAGAUUCAUCAUCCCAGUUACUGCACUCUUCACAUCCCCGAUCUCUUUCUACUGCUCUCACUGGCAUGGCCACGAACCCACAGCGCUAUCAGCUUUCUUUCCGCUUACAAGUUCAGGGACCUUGCCUUCUGGCAGGUAUAGAGAGUCCAUCCCAUGCUCUCCGUGCUGAUGCAAGCCCUUUUGCACUCUCAGCUUCCUCUAUCUGGAUUAGCUUGGCAGAAGAGUAUAAGUGUGACCGUGCUUUGGAAAUUAUCCUGCAUCUUAGUGAACCCCAUCUUCCUCACCUUUGUUUGGAGAGAGGCACCAAGAGUUUUUCCCAGUAUGAGGCACACAUAAAAGAAAGGAAAGAUUUUAUCAAAGGCAUGAAGAAAUCAAGUGACAUCGAAAGACAGGUUAACUUUGUACGAAGGCGUUUUCACAAAGAUCUUAACUUCAAUCCAGUCCUUAUGCUGAACUUCUGUCCUGACCUUGCUGCCCUCAGUACCCUGAGCUCUGACCUCCCCUCUGUUACCCGUGAAGUCAUUUUUGUUGUCCAUUUGAUGGGAGAGCCAUCUCGCAAUGUUCAGGUUUCACUUCUACUGGCAGUGAGGAGUUUGCCAGCACGCAUUUUGCUGAACAUAGCAGGUGGCACAGGUGACAACAGAGCCCUAUUUCCAGCCAGCAGGCAAUGCACUAAUGACACAUUGGAACUGGCAUGUGAUUUCAUCCAAAGUAAUAAGUUGUGUGGGACAACCAGUAACCUGCUUUCUGUGCUGGGUCGGAUCAUGGAACUUCCUGUGCAUCGAGGUUAUCCGCGGCAACUAUUUAUCAUAACAGAUACUGAUUUUAUUGAUAUGAGCAGGAUUCUAGAGCUUUUUAGAAGACACACAAAAACUACACGGGUGUUUGGUUUUGGACUUGGUUCAAGCACAUGCCACACAUUUCUUGAGAAAGCUUGCAGAAUAACAAAGGGAGCAAUGGAACUGGUCAGUGAGGAUAAAAGACUUCAGCCAAAGAUGAUUAAUGCAUUGAAGAAAGCACUGGAGCCAGCUCUGAGUGACAUUACGAUAGACUGGUAUAUGCCAGAGACUAUGGAGGCUCUGCUCACACCCAAUGAGAUUGCUCCAAUCUACCCUGGUGAUUGUCUUAUUAGCUACUGCACUUUAUAUAAUAUUGCCAGUUUCCGCAGCAAGAAAGGAAUGGCACGGGUAACUAGAGGAGGAUCACUUAGUUCUGUAUUUCAGUCUCAGGAAGAGUCUCAGACUUCAGGGACGACAGAUGCAAGUUGCCUGAACCAGUCUGCUGCUGCUGUGGAGGAUGUUGAACGAGCUCUGCAGGAUAUUUCACAUGAAAUUUCAUUGGAGUUCUCAGCAUGGAGUGAAGAUCCAGAGAGAAGUGAAAGCUUCUGUGGAGAUGGAGCUCAAGUAAGUGACAUUAGAAAACGCAUCGUACGCUCCUCGUAUGUGCAGGAUCAAUACGUCCUUACUCACUGCUCCGUCAGCACAGAGCCAACUCAUGCAGUGACUCAGCCCUCCAGCAGUGACCGCACUCGUGCCCCUAGCCAUGGUUCUACCAGCAGUGAGUCUGUAGGUUCUAGGGAUACUGUUUCAGGAGAUUGUAUGACCCCAUGUUAUGGUAAAGUCUCCCAGCAAGGGCAGAAGACUGUAUCGAAGAGUGAAGGUGUUCCUGUAUCGAAUAAAAACACAACUCCUUCAUGUAAGGCAUCAGUCACCCAGAGUUCAGAGGAGCUGGUCAGAAGGAAAGCCUUGAUUCAGGCAACAAUGUUUGGCCGCAGCUUUUCAUCUCCUCAUGGGGAACUGGAUAUGCUUCGGUUACGCACUGUCUUGGAUAAGGUUUCACAAAGCCAGGAGCCAGAGGAAGAUGGUCGUGCAAAAUGCAGUGAGGGUCUCAAUGAUUCCUGUCAGCUUCAAUCUCCUGCACAGUUGGACUGGGACAUGCUGGUUGAUGCACAGUACCUUUUCUCUGCAUCUCCUGCAGCUGAAGGGAAAAAUGUGGCAUCUGCAGGGAGCAGUGAUUCUGGCUGGCAGUGUCGAGCUGUGAUCCAUGGCUAUAUUGCUGGGAGAAGUCAUUCUUGGGAAACAGCUGUAAACCUAGAUCCUCUUCUUUGCACUGCUGAAGAGGAAGGCGGAAAUCAUACAGAGAUUGAAAGGUGCUGUGACCUGCAUCAGUUAGCUGCACACUCUGUGAUUCAGGACAAUGAGGACAUGGCCAGGAGUGAGUGUGACAUUGAACACGGGUCCUCUCGUCGAUUUCGCCUAAAAGCCAUGCAGUCCAGUAAAUCAUGUUCACAGGUCUCAUCCUUUACCUGCCAUGUCCCUGUAGACCCCACCACUCAGGAGGCUCUCCCAGGACAUAAAAUUGUAUAUAGAGGGGAGCAAAGUAGAAGAAGCUGUAGGUCAAACUCCACAAGAUGGAGCAAUGCAGACAACAGGGGCUCUGAAAAUAUGGAUGACCUAUUUGAAAACGGAGGCAGACCUCCAGUAUCUCCAUCAUCUCCACUAAGGCUGCCCUCUGAGAAUGGCUUGGAAAAGCUGGGAAUCCAAGAAGCUCUCCAAACUACCAGCGCUUUUGGCUCACAGAAGUCUUCAGAUGCAUCCUUGACCUCUAGAAUAAGUGUGGGGAAGAAAAUACGUAGCAUGUCGGGGAAGCUGUCUCCACUGAAACCAUGCUUAACAGGAGAUAAAGAACCAAACACUGAUUGUGUCGUACAAGACUAUUUACCACUGAUAAGCAUACAGUUCGCAGAGGGUUUUUUCAGCUUGAACAGCUCUUUUUCCAGUGUAGUGCAGAUCUCGCUUCAGCGCCUGCUUCGUACUUCGCCAUUCUCCUGUCAUCGUGGGAGCCUAAUUCCUGUGCCUGAGCCUUGCCCUUCAGAAACUGGGGACUAUCUCAAAGUGGGAGCCCCAAACUGUAAAGGCGGGUCUCAACCUGAAGUCCCAGUGACGCAUGAAAACCCUUUUCUACCAGUCUAUGCCACAUCAUGCCCUGAGGCACUUUGUCAUCAAGCAGACAGUGGACGGGGAUCUGAGACUGACCCGUGUGAUACCUCUCCAUGUCCUUCAGAGACGGGAGCAGAACUGGACACAGAUCUUGAAGGCUGUUCCUGGGCUACAGCUGUGGCUCUUGCAUGGCUUGAGCAUCGCUGUGCAGGUUUCUUUACAGAAUGGGAACUGCUUGCAGCCAAAGCAGAGGGAUGGCUACGGUCACAGACAUUUCCUGAUGGGCUGCAGUUGCCAGCUUUAAAAGGGGCUGCUCGUCAACUUUUCCUCCUUCUUCGUCACUGGGAUGAAAACCUAAAUUUAAAUAUGCUUUGCUACAAGCCAGGUGAUGUUUGAGCCAAUUUUGAUAGCCGAAUAAAUGCAUUUACCCAUCACUGGCUA
Molecule: messenger RNA, 4000 nt
Organism: Nanorana parkeri
Lineage: Eukaryota; Metazoa; Chordata; Amphibia; Anura; Dicroglossidae
Gene: VWA5B2
Product: von Willebrand factor A domain containing 5B2
Exons: 21
Coding region: 32-3955 (1307 amino acids)
Source: RefSeq, a predicted model, not a curated record